Molecule: messenger RNA, 340 nt
Organism: Aaosphaeria arxii CBS 175.79
Lineage: Eukaryota; Fungi; Ascomycota; Dothideomycetes; Pleosporales
Exons: 2
Coding region: 52-267 (71 amino acids)
Source: RefSeq, a predicted model, not a curated record
GCAAUCCACAAGCAGUUCAAGAAGAAGGGUGCCCACGCUGACGAGUAAUGAAUGACUCGCCCCCGACUUCCCUCGACACUCUUUAUACUAUUCCAAUCAACUGGCCUCCUCGACGACGACAUAUCCAACUAUCCGGACAUUGCAGCGUUCACGUCAAAUGACGGCGAUGAUGGCAAUGGCGAUGACGGAUACCAGAUAUGUGCUCGCGCUGUCGGCGAGGAUCGGCAUAUGGUUCCAAAAGGGAAGAGCGGUGCUCGCCUGCCUUGAAUGAAGUGGAUGGCGAGGUAAGCUUGCUGCAUGCCCGGUGUAUCUGGCCUUUACUGUGUAGGUAGAUUGAGGU